AUGUCUCUCACUCCUAGUCGAAAGCCCUCUGCUGGUCAGCGCAGGCGGUCGGUGGGCACCAGUGGAGGAAGUGGGCGCCACUCCCACAGUGAUGCCUCCAAUACCAAUACCUACCCCUUGUCUGGCAGGGGUAGUGAAGGCAGCCCUGCAGCCCGGACAUACCCUGGCACACCCAGGCGCCAGGCAAAACAGACCACAUGCAGUGACAACCAUGGGAUUCGGCCGCCCACUCCGGAGCAGUACCUCACACCCCUACAGCAGAAGGAGGUCUGUAUUCGACACCUGCGUGCUAGACUGAGAGAGAACGUGGACAGGCUCCAGCACAGGGACUGUGAGAUUGGUGAACUAAGGACCCAGCUGUGCAGAAUGCAGGAGGACUGGAUCGAGGAGGAGUGUCACCGUGUGGAGGCCCAGCUGGCCCUGAAAGAUGCCCGCAGGGAGAUCCAGCACCUCCAGGAGGUUGUCGAGUCUGUUAGAACUAACCUCACCACCCGAGAACAAGACCCCCAUGACCAUAAGCCAUACCUAAGGCCACAGGGACCCUGGUCUGGGAAGUCCAGAUCCUGUGGCUGCUCUCCAGCCAGCACACUGAGCCGCAGCACCACGUACACCCGGCUCAGUAGUGAAGGGCUAGCUCUGCAGCUAGACCGUGACGGAAACGCCCCGGACUUCUGUGGAGCGCCACGUGCUGAUGGGCGAACCCACCUGCUGUUGGAGGCUAACCUGCUGUCAGAGCAGGCCACACCAGGCCAUGCUCGGGGGCCCCCCACUGCUAGCGUACCACGCUCCUCCACAUACGAGAGGCUGUGUAGUGGGGGGGCUGUACUGCCCGUCUCCCACUCCUGCCAGUCUCUCAGUAGCAGCUGCAGGUGCACUGGGCACACGUACCUCCCACACCACCACCUGUUCUUGCAUCUGCCCCAGGAGGAGGCUCCACCAGCACCCGUAGCUCCAGCUGCUGUCCCUGUUCCUGUUCCUGUGGUAGAGAGCAAGCCAGAGGUCAGAUCCCAAGCCUGUAGCCCCACCAUCACUUGGCUUUCUGAGGAAGGAGGGGGCGAGGAGCUGAGUAUCAUCUCUCUAGCAACAGCCAAUGUCACCCCCUCUGAGACACAGCCAUUCCCUCCCUCCUUGUCUUCCUCGCCCCCUCCCCAGCUGGCCUACAACAUAGAGCCACUGCCUCCAGACAGACCUGUGGAGAUCACAGUGUUGCCGACCAUGGCCCAGACCUGCCAGCCCUCUCCUGGGGUCCAGCAGGCAGCAACCGUUGUGGAGGUGGAGGCGGAGGCUGAAGCAGAAAGUGAAAAUAAUGUGGAAGGAGAAGAAGGUCCUCCGCAGCGGAGCCACUGGAGCAGAUACUUCCUGGUGGAUUUGUUCGCUCUGGCCAUGCCAGUGGUACCAACAGUGGCCUGGCUGUGCCAUGGGGCACCACGAGAGGUUCUGCCUGUGUACCACAUUGGCUCUCUGUUAAGGGGCUGCUGUGCUGUAGCACUCCACUCCUUACGCCGAAGGGGCGCUGGCAGAGGUCGUGGGCCUACCACCAUGAAUGGUGCAACCUCUAUCUGAGUACCGCUUCACCUUAGAUCUCUUUUAGUUGCCAUGCAACCCCACCUCCAAGAACCACAGCCACAACUAGUAUUACUUUUGUCUUUCCUCUUGUCUUAACCACAUAGUAUGGCAUGAGGAUGACAUGAUAGGAUUGUUCUGUU
Molecule: messenger RNA, 1706 nt
Organism: Hypomesus transpacificus
Lineage: Eukaryota; Metazoa; Chordata; Actinopteri; Osmeriformes; Osmeridae
Gene: snpha
Product: syntaphilin
Exons: 4
Coding region: 1-1563 (520 amino acids)
Biological process (GO): neuron differentiation
Cellular component (GO): cytoplasmic microtubule; mitochondrion
Source: RefSeq, a predicted model, not a curated record